Oryza brachyantha (malo sina) is the source of this 2509-nucleotide messenger RNA. Its product is annotated as BTB/POZ domain and ankyrin repeat-containing protein NPR2. Gene Ontology annotation, molecular function: protein binding. The transcript is spliced from 4 exons. NCBI's taxonomy places the organism in Eukaryota, Viridiplantae, Streptophyta, Magnoliopsida, Poales, Poaceae. Gene Ontology annotation, biological process: systemic acquired resistance, salicylic acid mediated signaling pathway; defense response to bacterium; regulation of salicylic acid mediated signaling pathway. Gene Ontology annotation, cellular component: nucleus. The record is from RefSeq and is a predicted model, not a curated record. Bases 211 to 2076 code for a protein of 621 amino acids.
CUCCGAGAUCCGUUCAAGAAUCGGCGGGGGGCUCGAAAGGGUUCGGGAAGGUUGCCCGUGCCGACGCGGAUCUGCGUGGAGCCAAACAAGAGGGAGCCCCCGGAAUUGGGGUGGUUUGGCCGGGGAGGCGCCGGAAAGCGAGGGCUUUGGAUUCCCGAACUCGGCUCCGCGAGCCACUUAGCGAUGGUGGCGGCGAUUCGGCGCUAGCAGAUGCCGGCCUGUAGCGCGGUGGUAGCCAUGGAGCCCUCGUCGUCCAUCACUAUCGCGUCGUCGUCGUCGUACCUCUCCAACGGCACCAGCCCGUGCACCGCCGCCCUGGCGCCGCCGGGGGCGGUGGCGGCACCGCUCCCCGCCGGGGAGGGGUGCGGUGGAGGGGGGAGCAGCAGCGCUGAGGUGGUGGGCCUGUAUCGGCUGAGCGCCAACCUCGAGCGGCUCCUCCUCCUCGAUUCCGACCUCGACUGCAGCGACGCCGACGUCGACGUGGCCGACGGUGGGCCGCCCGUCCCCGUCCACCGCUGCAUCCUCGCCGCGCGGAGCACCUUCUUCUACAACCUCUUCGCGGCACGCGGACGUGGCGGUCGCGGCGAUGGGGCCGCCGGCGCCGGUGGCGGUGGAGGAGGGGAGAGGAGUGGGAGGCCGCUGUACAAGAUGGAGGAGCUCGUCCCGGUAGGCCGCGUGGGGCGCGACGCCUUCCUGUCGCUGCUGGGGUACCUGUACACGGGCAAGCUCCAGCCGGCGCCGGUCGACGUGGUGUCCUGUGCCGACCCCGUGUGCCCGCACGACUCGUGCCCGCCGGCGAUCAGGUCCGUCGUCGAGCUCAUGUACGCGGCAUGGACAUUCAAGAUCCCCGAGCUCAUCUCGAUGUUCCAGCGACGCCUUCUUAACUUCGUCGAUAAGACUAUGGUAGAAGAUGUUCUUCCAAUUCUACUAGUUGCUUUCCAUUCAGAGCUGACUCCGGUGCUUGAAAGAUGUGUUCGGAGGAUUGCAAGAUCAGAUCUUGAUAAUAUAUCGUUGGAUAAGGAGCUUCCUCCAGAAGUUUCUGUUCAGAUUAAAGAGACCCGCCAAAAGUCUCAGACAAAUGAGGGUGACACUGUCAUUUCAGAUCCUGUACAUGAGAAAAGGGUCAGAAGAAUCCACAGGGCACUGGAUUCUGAUGAUGUUGAGCUUGUGAAGUUGCUUCUUAAUGAGUCUGAGAUCACCUUGGAUGAUGCCAAUGCACUGCACUAUGCGGCUGCUUACUGUGAUUCAAAAGUUGUUACAGAGUUGUUAGACUUGGGACUUGCCAACUUGAACCUGAAGAAUUCCCGUGGAUACACAGCACUACAUCUGGCCGCUAUGAGGAGAGAGCCAGCUAUUAUCAUGUGUCUCCUAAACAAAGGAGCGGCUGUAUCACAAUUGACAGCUGAUGGCCAGAGUGCAAUUAGUAUCUGCCGGAGGUUAACAAGGUUGAAGGACUACAAUACAAAGAUGGAACAGGGCCAAGAGUCAAACAAAGACAGGUUGUGUAUUGAUAUGUUAGAGAGGGAGAUGAUAAGAAAUCCUAUGGCGGUGGAAGAUUCUGUCACCUCACCUUUAUUGGCUGAUGACCUUCACAUGAAGCUUCUCUACCUUGAAAACAGAGUUUCAUUUGCAAGAUUGUUUUUUCCUGUGGAAGCGAAGGUUGCAAUGCAAAUUGCACAAGCAGAUACAACAACAGAAUUUGGCGGUAUUGCUGCAGCUAGCACUUCUGGAAAAUUAAAAGAAGUUGAUCUGAACGAGACACCAGUAACACAAAACAAAAGGCUCCGUUCAAGGGUGGAUGCACUCAUGAAAACAGUUGAGUUGGGACGUCGCUACUUCCCAAACUGCUCUCAGGUGCUCGACAAAUUUCUGGAGGAGGAUUUGCCCGAUAGUCCUGAUGCACUCUACCUCCAAAAUGGCACUUCUGGUGAGCAAAAUGUUAAAAGGAUGCGGUUCUGUGAGCUGAAGGAGGAUGUGCGCAAGGCGUUCAGCAUAGAUAGAGCUGACAAUAGCAUGCUUUCUAUCUUGUCGUCUUCAUCAUCAUCUUCACCGCCCCUGACGGUUUCAAAGAAAUGACAAGUUUUGUAAAACAUUUUCCAUUCUAAGACGUUACUGGCACAAGAGAUAUCGAUCGAUAGACCUGUAUAGUCUUACAGUGGUAUGACAAUUAGAUAUCGAAGCUCCUCCAAAUAUUAGAAGGUACUGUUCUGGACUGGAAUCAGCUAGUUUAUGGUAUCCAUGCGGUGAAACUGGGAACUAGCUGAUUAGAGGCUCCAAAGUAGUGUCUCUCGUGAAUAUGCUUGUAGCAUGCUGUCUUGUUCCGGGACGGCUGUAAUGAUAAUAAUAUUUUCAAUAGAUAUAGCUCAUUUUCUCUCAAGUAUACUGCCACUAUUGAGAGUGUAGAGGAUGCAAGUUUUGUAAGAAAAAGAUGGCGUUGCUUAUAGCCAUCACCACAUGUAUCUGGGCAUACUUUUGGUCUUGGUAAUUGCAAGUAUGAUGAUGGGAAACA